GGAGCUCAUCAUGCCACACACCAGCCUAGCUCUGAGCAGCGUACGCGAAGCCGACGCGGCAGUUUAGAACGGCAAGUCACUGUUCAUUAAUAAUAAUUCAUCGGCCUUGCAGACCGCAGCUCAAAAUUCAAACCUAAGCGGUAGUUGCAUUGCAUUGCAAGAGCAACGCACUGCCAGAGCACACCAUGCUCCGCGCCGCGCGACUGCUCACGCGACAAAGACCACGCAAAGCACAAACGCGGGCCCAGCACCUACUCGUGUUAUUAAGACACGGCCAGUCCGAGUGGAACGCGUCGAAACGAUUUACAGGUUGGGUCGACGUGGACCUCACGGAGCAGGGCCGCGAGGAGGCGACGCACGCGGGCAUAAUGCUCAAAAGGCACGGCUUCGAAUUUGACGAAGCGCAUACUUCGUUAUUGAAACGCGCGGUACGAACCUUGUGGAGCGCGCUCCACUGCUGCGACCAGCACUGGAUUCCGGUCCGACGGUCGUGGCGGUUGAACGAGCGGCAUUAUGGGGCUUUAACGGGCAUGUCGAAGCAGGAGGUGAAAGACCAGAUGGGCGAGGAACUGCUCCAGAAGUUCCGGCGCGGCUUCGACAAGAAGCCGAUCGGCAUGCGCCCCGACCACCCCUUCUGGACGGGGCGGGAUCGAAGGUACCAGCACCUGGGGCCGAACGCCCUGCCCACUGGUGAAAGUUUGAGGAUGUGUCAAGAGAGAGUAUUACCUUAUUGGGUCGACAAUAUUGUCCCGGCGAUGCGGCGGGGUAAGAGGGUACUGGUCGCGGCGCACAACAACACGCUUCGCUGCUUGGUACAACAUAUGGACAACAUCGCGAUCGAGAACAUCCGGGACUUUGAAAUUCCUACCGGAAUACCCUUGAUCUACCGGUUGUCGGACGAGAUGGAGCCCAUCGGUGCGUCGACGGCGUCCGCCAGGUCGCGUCGGACAGUAAGCGCGAGGCCUCUGCCGAGAGAACAGAGAGAGGCCGCGUCGAUGGCGUGGGGGCGCAAAAACACACGAAAACACACAGGCAAGCCCGACGCCAUCGGCUUCAAGGGCAAGUUCCUCAUCGACGCGCAUAAAAGAGAUACGGAGUACCUGGCGAACAUCGAGGCCUUGCACACGUUCAAGCAUAGGUAUGAUCGGGUCGUGUCGCCGGUCGAGGGGCUGCCGCGCGAGGACGUGGUGCGGGAGUGCGAGACUUUUGGGAUUGAGCUGCCGAAGGCCUGGGCCGAGACGAAGAAGGAAAUUGGGCAGAAGCGGCGCGAGGCCGAGAAGGCCGGGGGCAUCGUCGGACACUAGUAAGGUCGUUGUUUUGAGCACUUGCGUCGAAGGCGUAUCGCGUCGUGGACUUUCCGGGAGCGCUCGCGUCGAUGGCGUAGGUGCUACGCCCGAGUCCCGAUGGGCGCGCGUCGUGGCGGG
Pelagomonas calceolata is the source of this 1424-nucleotide messenger RNA. The record is from the annotation of a GenBank genome assembly. NCBI's taxonomy places the organism in Eukaryota, Pelagophyceae, Pelagomonadales, Pelagomonadaceae.